AUGUUAGAAUUAUUUAUUUACGAAUUGAUAAAUAUUGCUGGAUUUUUAAAUUAUAAGAUUUGUGAAUUAAAUUUUAUUUUGAAUAGCCCAUUAGAAGCCCUCAAUCAAUUUAGAAAACAUUCCAGUAAUUUUUUCAAUCGACAAAUGGGGAAUUAUCCAAGUAAAGAAUUGGCAAUUAUUGAAUUUGAGUUGUGGAAAUCUCAACAGAAUCGCCUUUUUGCCGAUCUUUUUAAUUUUGCUGUCUCAAAUGGAGUAGCUGCUUAUGCCUCUCAAAAUCCUGGACGUUUCUUAGAAGAAGCUGCUUCUCAUUUGAAAAAGGCAAAUUCUUUAAUUCGACAAUUAAAAACAAAAAAUGCUUUACAACAAAGACAGCCAUGUUCUAUUAAUUUAGGUUUUUAUUUUUAA
This is a messenger RNA of Meloidogyne enterolobii, 405 nucleotides long. The record is from the annotation of a GenBank genome assembly. Lineage: Eukaryota; Metazoa; Nematoda; Chromadorea; Rhabditida; Meloidogynidae.